Molecule: messenger RNA, 3488 nt
Organism: Calypte anna (Anna's hummingbird)
Lineage: Eukaryota; Metazoa; Chordata; Aves; Apodiformes; Trochilidae
Gene: ABHD8
Product: abhydrolase domain containing 8
Exons: 5
Coding region: 329-1624 (431 amino acids)
Molecular function (GO): catalytic activity
Source: RefSeq, a predicted model, not a curated record
CUUCCUAUGGCUGCAGGCGACAAGGACAAACAGCACCCCCAAAGCGCUGCGAUGGGGAGAAGGGGCAAGGAGAAACCUGGGGGGCUGCAGAGCGGCUGAGCUGAGCUGAAGGGAUCCCCCCAUCCUUCCCCCGGCAGAUAAACCCCCCCCCAAAGAAAAAAACCCAAAAAGAUGUAAUCGGAGGAGGUGGGAAGCCGAGCAGCCCGCACAGCUCCCGCACCGCUCCUCUCCCCCAUCUUUUUUUUUUUUCUUUUUUCUUUUUUUUGGGAAAUUUCCGCCUUGCCUUUGCCAUCUCCACCUCCCGAGCAUCGAUAAAUGAGGGACCAGAAUGCUGACCAGCAUCACCGAUGGCUUCCUCUGCUGCCUGAUGGGCAAAACCACCAACGCCGUGGGGCCCCUGGACAGCCUUGAGGCCAGCAACGGCUACAGCUUCAUGGAGGUGAAACCCGGGAGGAUCCUCCGGAUCAGACACAGCACACCCAACCAUCCAACCCCUCCGGAACCUGAGGAAUCCCCAGCCGAGGGCCCGGAGCGGGGCACGGUGCAUUGCAAAAGGAAAAUCACCGUGUACCGCAACGGGCAGCUGGUGAUCGAGAACCUGGGGGAUUCCGUCCCCUCCGAGAUCCUCCACUGUCACAACGCCUCGGGAGAACCCAACAGCACCGUGGAGCUGGAGCUUUCCGAGCUGGCUGCCCAAAGCCCGGCUCCGGGACCUGCCGGGACUCCGGGUUGCGGGUCCCGGGCUGCGGUUCCGACCCCCGCUGGCAAACGUCGGAAACGCAAACCCAAAAAAGUCAUCAACAUCGACUGCAAGAAACAGAUCACCAGCUGCAAAGGGACGCACCGAGACGUCGUCCUCUUCUUCAUCCACGGGGUGGGAGGCUCGCUGGAUAUCUGGAAGGAGCAGUUGGACUUUUUUACCAAGUUGGGUUACGAGGUGGUGGCUCCCGACCUGGCCGGUCACGGCUGCAGCUCAGCUCCCCAGAUUGCUGCUGCCUACACCUUCUACGCCCUGGCAGAGGACAUGAGGGCUGUUUUCAAGCGUUAUGCCAAGAAGAGGAACAUCCUGAUAGGGCAUUCCUACGGGGUGUCCUUCUGCACCUUCCUCGCCCACGAGUACCCAGACCUGGUCCAUAAGGUGAUCAUGAUCAAUGGGGGGGGUCCCACGGCGCUGGAACCCAGCUUCUGCUCCAUCUUCAACAUGCCCACCUGUGUCCUGCACUGCCUCUCCCCGUGCCUGGCCUGGAGCUUCCUCAAGGCUGGCUUUGCUCGCCAGGGUGCCAAAGAAAAGCAGCUGCUGAAGGAAGGCAACGCCUUCAAUGUCUCCUCCUUCGUGCUCCGGGCCAUGAUGAGUGGGCAGUACUGGCCCGAAGGGGAUGAGGUUUACCACGCCGAGCUGGCUGUGCCCGUCCUCCUGGUCCACGGCAUGCACGACAAAUUCGUCCCCGUAGAGGAGGAUCAGCGAAUGGCUGAGAUCCUGCUGAUCGCCUUCCUGAAGGUGAUCGACGAAGGCAGCCACAUGGUGAUGAUGGAGUGUCCCGAGACGGUCAACACGCUGCUCCACGAGUUCGUCCUGUGGGAGCCCGAGACGUCAGCUGGGGACGGGCAAGGAGAAAAGAAAUAAAAGCAUCGAGGAGGCGGUGACCGGGCUGCUCCAAUGGGAGAGACGUUUCGGAGAGGAGGAGGAGGAGGAGAAGAAGGCUUUGCAGGAGCGGAGGGAUGCGGCGGAUGCUGCCCUCGCCGGGAGCUCAGCUCCUUUUCUUUCCCGGCCCCGUCGGAAGAUGACGGUGGAGCUCGGAGGCUCCCCCGGGGCAGGGAUGCGUGGGGCCAGCAGCGGGAACACGGCAGACCCGGUCCCUGUCCCCUCGGGGAUGGGACCACAGCCGCUGGAGCGUCUUCACCCUCUUUCUUUGUAGUAUUCUUGUCCUCCCGCAGCGACCGCCCGGGGAGGGAGAGGAGGCGGCUGCGGGGAGCUGGGUCCCACCCGCAGCCAAAGGGGAAGAAUUCUCAAAGGCUUUUCUGAGGAGAGCGCGUUGGCUGCAGCACCUUCCCAGCCAGGGCUGGAGGAGCUGAGCUGGGAUUGUUUCAAGGAGGAGAAGCCAAGAGCUGCGGGGCCUCAGCCGCGGGAUUUUGCUUCUGUGAGCCCCGCAAAAGCCACCGCGGGAGCCACCGCUGUCGCCGGCAGCCCCGCACGGGGCGUCCCGCACCUCCCGCUUGCACAGCUCGGCUCUGCCUGGCCAGGAGAGGAGGAGCAGGAGGUGACCCGAGUGGCCAGAAGAACCGUGGGCUCCCACGCCCCCGUUGGGACUCGUGUGGAUGUGGCGGGGAGGACAACGCCAGAGCCGAGCUCCCCCCCCCCCCACCCCGACCCAGUGCCACCCUCUGUGCUGUCACAUCCCGAGCCACCAUCGCUUUCGGUCCCGCAGCGUUGGCUUCUGCAGAACCCUCUGUCCCCUCCUGUCUCCUCGGAGCCAUCCUCACCACCCAGCCACCCCCCCAGUCCCCCUCCCCCAAUAUCCGAUCCACUCGCUCUUCCCCAGCUCCUCCACUGUUCCGGGACCCCCCAGCACUCGGCUCCCGGCCCACAUCCCCGUCAGGAUCCCACCACCCACUCCAAGAUUCCCAUCGCUUUGCCCGACAGUUCCUGGAUGGAUCCCCGAGGGCUCAGAGCAACGCGGGAGCAACCGAACCAACUCUGCGGGGGUGCUGGCCAAAGGAAGACCCUCCUGGAGACCCCCCCUCCAGCCCCUCCCUCUGUGCUUCACACCCCUCUGCCAGCAGCCGGGCAGGACCCAGAAGGUACAUGAGAAGUAUCAAGGGGGGGACCUGGGUGCCAUCCCGGGGGGGCUCCCGGCCGUGUUGGGGGGUGGGAGCCGUUCACUGCUGUGGUUCCCCCUUUUCCCCCCCCCCCCCCAUCUAAACCAAAGAAACAGCCCCCCCGGAGACCUCACACUUGUCCCAAGACCCCCCCCCUCUCUGGCCCCGUUCUCGAGGGGCUCUCACCGUGACCCCCCCCUGCAAGGUACCUUCCCCGAGGCUGAGCCCCCCCCCCUCCUCCCUGUAGAUGGAGAAGAGGAAGGGUCCUUCCGAGCCAGCCCCGACAUGACGGGGACUCCGUGUGACAAGUGACAAUCCCCCCCUUGGCCCCAGCGCUGGGGCUGAGCUGCCCCCUGCCCCCUAAUGAGAAUUUUAACCACCCCCAAAUUCAGAUCGUUCCCCAAAUCCCCCCCCUGCUCAGGGGACACAACCGGGGGAUGCAACGAGGGUCCCCAGAAAUUACACCAGACCCCAAAUCACGGUUCUACACCCUCCCCCCUCCCCAAAUCAGCUCCAGGUGACCGCGGGUGCCCGGCCACAGCUCUUAACCCUCUGUUUGCCACCACGUCGCUUGUCCCCAGUGUCGCUUGUGCUGAGGCUCCGUGUGUCCCCCCCUUCCCGGCCACGCGCUGUCCUGGUGCCAUCCCACGCAGUAAACCCGUGUUAUAUUC